Messenger RNA from Juglans regia (Persian walnut), 1302 nucleotides. Its product is annotated as cytochrome b-c1 complex subunit Rieske-4, mitochondrial-like. Gene Ontology annotation, biological process: mitochondrial electron transport, ubiquinol to cytochrome c. NCBI's taxonomy places the organism in Eukaryota, Viridiplantae, Streptophyta, Magnoliopsida, Fagales, Juglandaceae. The record is from RefSeq and is a predicted model, not a curated record. Gene Ontology annotation, molecular function: 2 iron, 2 sulfur cluster binding; quinol-cytochrome-c reductase activity. Gene Ontology annotation, cellular component: membrane. The coding region runs from base 1 to 1077 and encodes 358 amino acids. The transcript is spliced from 4 exons.
AUGCUGAGAGUUGCAGGGAGGAGACUCUCGUCUAUAGGACCGAGGGCAAUCCUGGUGUUCCCCACUCGCCAUCUCUUUAUAGACAACCCCGACUCUGGUACAUCCUCCGAUGGCUCUUCCAGCCAUUCUGGAUUUCUGUACCUCAUCAGAGGUCACUCCCUGUUUAUUCUAGGGCUGUGCAGAAAAAUUGCAGGCCGACCCGGCGAGCCCGGAGGCGACCCGGCCCAGGCAGGCAGGCCGACCCGUAAAUACGGGUUAACACGAAUUCGGGAGACGGAUGCAGAGAAAAUCAUGGCUAGGGGAUGGAAAACACUGGACCCGAUUUUCUUCUUCAUGAACCCUAGGCCUAUCUAUGAGGCCUCUGGGACUCUCAAGCGGCUCGACGAUCUUGGGUUUGGCAAUUUCAGCAGCAAGCUCACCACAUUUGGGACUCAUGAAUGCGAACACCGAAGUUUCAGCACAAGAAAAACUGAUAACGGCCCUCAUCCCAAAGCAGCCGCGAAGAACCCUACUCAAAAAAUCGUAUACGAUGAACACAACCACGAACGCUACCCGCCUGGUGAGCCCAGCAAGCGUGCAUUUGCCUAUUUGGUAUUGACAGGCGGAAGGUUCGUGUACGCCUCCCUGAUCCGGAUGCUAAUCAUCAAGUUUAUUCUGUGCAUGUCCGCCAGCAAAGAUGUCCUCGCCCUGGCCUCCCUCGAGGUUGAUUUAUCCGGCAUCGAGCCCGGGACCACUGUUUCCGUGAAGUGGCGCGGGAAGCCAGUUUUCGUGAAGCAUAGAACUGAAGAGGACAUCAAGUUGGCUAAUGCUGUAGAUGUUCGGUCUCUUCGUCACCCACAAGAUGACUGGGAGAGGGUUAAGAAACCAGAGUGGCUUGUUGUUGUUGGGGUCUGUACUCAUCUGGGUUGCAUUCCCCUGCCGAAUGCUGGUGAUUUUGGUGGUUGGUUUUGCCCCUGCCAUGGCUCACACUAUGAUACUUCUGGGAGGAUUCGCAAGGGGCCAGCGCCAUACAAUUUGGAGGUACCCAGUUACACUUUCUUGAGCGAUGACAAGUUACUUGUUGGUGAGACCUUAUGAGGAGGGGUGCUUUUUUGGGAUCCCUUUUCCUAGUGUAGAAUGGCUAUUGGCUACUGCAAGGUCUCAUGAUGAUAAUCCGGUCUCCUCUACUCCGUAAAAGUGAUAUAAUUUUUUUUUUUUUUUUUCGUUCAGUUAUAUGGUUUUAUAUAUCGAUGUUUGUAGCUGUUUUAUACUUAUGUUGUUCUAAUUUCUAUUGAAUAAUCAAAACGUUUGAGUACUGUUGUU